This is a messenger RNA of Erythranthe guttata (spotted monkey flower), 1836 nucleotides long. RefSeq lists its product as uncharacterized. Lineage: Eukaryota; Viridiplantae; Streptophyta; Magnoliopsida; Lamiales; Phrymaceae. The record is from RefSeq and is a predicted model, not a curated record.
UUUAAAAAAGGAAAAGGGGGUGAAAUUCUUUGUAUCAAAACCUACGGCUGAGUACUGAGUUGAAUUAUUAUUGCAGUAACCGUCUUCUCUUCUCUUCCAUGCCAUCGACGAAUUCGUACUGCUUUCUCUCUCUAGAAUCUCCGUUCAUUUUCUCUCUCUUCAGGAACCGUUGCUGCAGGCACAAGCACACCGGUUCUGCUCGCCGGAAUUUAAUGGAAAUCCGCCGCCGGUCACGGCUCAGAUAGGUUUUUUUUAUUCUCCGUUUUUGAUUUUGAAAAAAAAUUAAAUUAAAUUGGUGUUUUGAGAGAAGUGUUGAUUUAAUUGCUUUGGUGGAUUCGACGGCGCCGUUUUGGAGAGUUUUUGGUAGUGCUUGCUUGCUUGGUUGCUAUGACUUCUACAGUUCCGCCGUCGAAGUCUCAGCCGCUGCACAAUUUCGACUUGCCGAAUCUCAAAUGGAAAAAGGACGGACACGCCACCGACCACCACCACAACCACCACCAACGCCGCCGCUCAAUCAAAUCUCCGUCGCGGAGGGCUAAUACUUCCUCCGCCUCUCCCGUUCGCCAAUCGCCGUUGCGAGAUUCCGUCUCGGCGACGCCGCCGCGACUUCAGUCUCCGUUGGGGGACUCUGGUGCGCUGCCUUCGCAGGAUUCUCCGGCUCACGGCGAUUAUUCGACGAAUCGGUCUCCGAUUCGCGGAGAAUCGUCCAAACCGCCUCCGAUUCGAGAGUGGACGAAACGGUCGCCGGUGGUUGGUGGUGAACCGGAGAGGCCGUCGUUGUUUCGCAGCCAAGCUGUGCAGGAGUCUGAGGGUUUGAGGAAGAGCGAAUCUGCGUCGGUCGAGUACCCUAGAAAUAAUUCUAGGGAUUUUGCUUUUGAUAGCAUAAGGAAUGGGGUUUACUCAUCAACUGCCGAACAGAUCCAGGAAAAAAACAGGAAAAAAUCCAAGGCAACAGAAAUCGAUGCAUCCGGAACUAAGAGAUCGAAGAUCUUCAUAAAAAUUCCUGUAAGAACAACAAACUAGACGAAGAAAAUCCACAGGAAGAACCACCGAAGAUCGACAACAAUGGCGAAUAUGGUGAAACUUGCGAGGUGCGAGAAGAGGGAAAGAUUGAUAACCACAUCGACGAAGAAACCAAGACCUGGAAUUUGAGGCCUCGAAAGCCCUUAUGCAAAAGACAGAGUGUAAAUGUUGUUGCAGAGAAAGGUAACUAUUCUAGAAUGCCCGAAAAGAAUAAAUCUCCGUCCCCGUUGAUGGAAGCAGAAAGAUCGGGCGAAAAAGAAGGGGAUUGCGGUGGUGAGAAAAAAGUCUGCGGUGGUGGUGGUGAGAAGAAGGGAAAGAGAAAGCUGAGCAUUUCAAUUGCUUUAUCGAAACAAGAGAUUGAGGAAGACAUUUAUUCUCUGACUGGAUUAAAGCCAGCAAGGAGGCCUAAAAAGAGAGCCAAGAACAUACAGAGGGAGCUUGAUUUUGUGUUUCCUGGACAGUGGUUGGUUUCGAUAACUCCCGAUUCUUACAAGGUAUCCGAAAAUUCGCUCAAGGGUUAGAUGCUAUCAACACGAAGAUGAAUGAAUAUGCCCCUCAAAUGUGUUGUUUGGAAGAUUUAAGGUACAAUCCACAGAAUCCACAGUAACUUGCAUUGUGAAGGGGAAACGAAAAACGAGUGUUCUUGUUAGUGUUAAGGUUUAUUUUACUGCUUUUGCUAUUUCAUGCUGGUGUCGAGCACCUGAGAAAACCUUUUUUUUUUUUUGUUUUUUGUUAGAAAAUAUAUCAGUAGAUGCAGUUGUAAAUAUGAAUGUUUUUAAGAUUAUCAUUUAUUUACAUUACUCAUUUGGUGUU